Messenger RNA from Thermochaetoides thermophila DSM 1495, 870 nucleotides. RefSeq names its product eukaryotic translation initiation factor 3 subunit-like protein. The record is from RefSeq and is a predicted model, not a curated record. Lineage: Eukaryota; Fungi; Ascomycota; Sordariomycetes; Sordariales; Chaetomiaceae. The transcript has 3 exons. Gene Ontology annotation, molecular function: RNA binding; translation initiation factor activity. Gene Ontology annotation, cellular component: cytoplasm; eukaryotic translation initiation factor 3 complex. The coding region runs from base 1 to 870 and encodes 289 amino acids.
AUGGCGGCCCGCACAAAGCACGACUGGGCGGAUGACGAGGACAUUGAGGAGACGACCAACGACCUGCCGCCGCCCCAGAAGAUCCAGAACAAAGACGGCAGCACGACCAUCAUUGAGUACCGCUACAAUGAGAACGGCCAGAAGGUCAAAACGACGCGGCGCAUCCGGUACAUCACCCAUCGCGAGGUGGUGAGCCCGCUGGUGGCGGAGCGCAAGACAUGGGCGAAGUUCGGCGCCUCGGCUAAGGACCCCCCGGGCCCAGCCUCCGAUACCACCUCCGUCGGCGAGAACAUCAUCUUCCGCCCCUCGGUCAACUGGAAGAAGGAGGCCAAAGACGAGAGCAAGGACCCCAACGCUCAGGCUAUGAAGGACAAGCUCAAGGACAAAAAAGUCAAGUGCCGUAUCUGCAACGGCGAGCACUUUACUGCCCGCUGCCCGUACAAAGACACGAUGGCGCCCAUCGGCGAGACUGCCCCUGCCGAUGUCGCUGCUGGUCUGGGUGACGAGGCUCCCGGUGCGGCCGGUCCCGGCAAAAAGGGAUCAUACAUUCCCCCUGCCCUGCGUGCUGGUGCGAGACCCGAGGGCGAUCGGUUGGGUGGCAAGUAUGGCGAGCGGGACGACAUGGCGACCCUCAGAGUCACAAACGUCUCGGAGCUUGCGGAAGAAUCGGAGCUGCGCGAGAUGUUCGAGCGCUUCGGCCGUGUCACUCGUGUGUUCUUGGCCAAGGACCGCGAGACUGGUCUGGCCAAGGGCUUCGCCUUCAUCAGCUUUGCGGAUCGCGCCGACGCCGUGCGGGCAUGCCAGAAGAUGGACGGCUUUGGUUUCAAGCAUUUGAUCCUCAGGGUAGAGUUUGCCAAGAAGGCUCAGUAA